Molecule: messenger RNA, 1983 nt
Organism: Musca vetustissima
Lineage: Eukaryota; Metazoa; Arthropoda; Insecta; Diptera; Muscidae
Exons: 3
Coding region: 35-1954 (639 amino acids)
Biological process (GO): protein transport to vacuole involved in ubiquitin-dependent protein catabolic process via the multivesicular body sorting pathway
Cellular component (GO): ESCRT-0 complex
Molecular function (GO): protein binding
Source: RefSeq, a predicted model, not a curated record
UCACACUGUCGUCUCCAUUGAAUUAUCAUAAAUUAUGACCCUACCAACACGACCAGCACCGGCACCACCAGGAUCCCGGGCACAAGUUGCCGCCGCCACAGCCAAUGCAAGUCUUGAACAAUUGCGUUUACAAUUGCAGCAACAACAACAGUUGCAAAGGCAAAAUUCCAUUGGAGCGAAGCUAAUCAAAUUACCACCACCGCCGAAAGUUCCUCAGCCGCCACAGAAUGGUGGUAUAAAUGGCAUUGGUGCUGCCAAUGGUUCGAUAACCCGAAAAUUUCCUCAGGCACGUUAUGCCCCGGCUACCAAUUGGGAUGAUUCACCAUUCGAUCUGUUGGGAGGGGUGGGCACAACCUCGACAACAACAACAACCAGUGGUAAAAAGCCACCACCACCACGGCCACCACCACCCAAAAUACAACCCAAAAAGAAUCCUGCACCCACACCACCUCCCCCACCCGCUACUUCCAUUCAGCAUUCAUCCAGCGGUUCAAAGAUAUUGAGCACUAUUUUUCAUCGCAAAAAGUCCUCAAGGGCACCAACACCGAAUUCCUCGGCCAGGAUUUAUGGUACGGCCACUUAUGGCACAGCGGUGACGGGUUCAACGGCCAACUCCACAACGGUUACAACCAUUAACAAUAACACAAAUUCUUGGAAAAGUGCCUGGAAUACCCCACAGAAUGGUAGUAGUACCACCACCCACACAACAACCCAAAACGGUGAACCGCAACUCAUUAGCUUCGAUUCACCACCAAGCUCACCCACAUUUACCCAAAAAUCCAACAGCGAUUGCCUUAGUGUGGAUAGCUUUAGUUCCGAUUCCAAUUUCAGUUCACCCCAAAAUGGUAGUGUCUCCCAACCGGAAAGUGGCUUUGAAGAUGAUUUUUCCGCAGCGGCUGCUGGCGGUGGACGUUCUCGACCAGCAACAACAUCUCCCCUAGAUCCCUGGGAAACGAUAGAUGCCUUUGGGCCACCUGAUCCGGCGGCUGUUCAUCAGGCGGCGGCGGCACCACGCUAUGGUCAAAUUGGUACGGCACCCGUUCGAAAUCUCAGUGUGGUCAAUACACGUGUACAAAACACUCCCGAUAAUCCGCUGUGUAAUGGUAAAAGCCUGGUGCCACCAGCGCCGACGUUGAAUAUGCCCACAAUUAUCAAACCGAAAAUCUCACAAAAACCGAAAGCUCCCAAACCGCCAACAUUGGCGAAACCAACAUCAUCAGCGAAUGGUUUGACGGGGCUAUAUUCGGAUUUGCCGACACCACCGUCGCCACCAAUGCCACAGUGUGCCCCACCGCCACCACCACCCCAAGUGGCAUCGACCGCGUACUCCUCCGCCCAGCCAACAGUUUCAUUGCUGGACGUCAUAUCGGGUAAAGUUGAUGCGUUACACUUGGAUACGGGCAUGAAUGAUUAUGGUGGCAGUGCUGCAAGCGAUGAGAGACCCUAUGGUAUAGCUUUAUAUGAUUUCCAAAGUACCGAAGAGGGUGAUUUAUGUUUUAGGGAAAACGAAAAAAUCUAUUUACUUGAACAGGUUAGUGAAGCGUGGUACAAGGGUCGCACACGUUCCGGCUGUGAGGGUAUAUUUCCCAUUAAUUAUGUUGAAAUUAAAGUGCCACUGCAAAGUACGGGAAAAUCACAAAUAUCGCCAUCGUUAUCAGCAACCUCAUCAAGUGCGGUAUCUCCAAACUAUUCAUCAUCUACAACAACAUAUGAUUCCACAUAUCAAACAGCAACAACAACAACAACAAAUAGUACAAGUAAUAACUUGCAAAUAAGAUGUUUAUACAAUUUCCCCGCCGAGGUGGAGGGUGAUUUGGCAAUAAAAGAAAAUGAAAUGGUCACCAUAUUGUAUAGAAUCAAUGAAGACUGGUUAUAUGGUGAGGUAAAUGGCCGUCAGGGACAAUUUCCGGCGAACUUCCUUGAAUAUGUGCCAUCCAAUAUACCAAUGCCUUAAAUUUAUAUAUACGAUUGAGUUAUUUUUUU